GCACCGCCGCCACACGGGCCCCCAUGGCCCCCAGCGCGCCGCCGCCCUGCCGCGCCGCGGAGCGCGCCGCCCGCUGCCGGCGGCCCUGGAGGCUCCUGGCGCUGGGCCUGCUCUCCGCCUCCUCCGUGCUGGCGGCCGCCCCGGGCGCCGGGGCCAUGAGCAGGGAGGAGAAGCGCCGGCUGGGGAAUCAAGUGCUUGAAAUGUUUGAUCAUGCAUAUAGCAAUUAUAUGGAACACGCGUAUCCCGCUGAUGAACUCAUGCCUUUAACGUGUCGUGGUCGAGUCCGGGGUCAGGAGCCGAGUCGAGGGGACGUGGAUGAUGCCUUGGGAAAGUUUUCGCUGACCUUGAUUGACACCUUGGACACUCUUGUGGUGUUAAAUAAAACCAAGGAGUUUGAAGAGGCUGUAAAAAAAGUCAUAAAGGAUGUUAAUUUAGAUAACGACAUAGUUGUGUCUGUCUUUGAAACCAACAUCAGGGUCCUUGGAGGUCUCCUAGGUGGGCAUUCAGUGGCAAUUAUGCUGAAAGAAAAAGGUGAAUACAUGCAGUGGUACAACGGUGAACUCCUGCACAUGGCAAAGGAGCUGGGCUACAAGCUUUUACCUGCCUUCAACACCACUAGUGGUCUCCCUUACCCAAGGGUUAACUUAAAAUUUGGGGUAAGACAUCCAGAAGCACGAACAGGAACAGAAACUGAUACCUGUACAGCUUGUGCUGGUACCUUGAUCCUUGAGUUUGCAGCUUUAAGCAGAUUCACAGGAACAUCUAUAUUUGAGGAAUAUGCCAGGAAAGCUCUGGAUUUUAUCUGGGAGAAGAGGCAGCGCAGCAGCAACUUAGUGGGUGUCACUAUCAACAUCCACACUGGAGACUGGGUCCGAAAAGAUAGUGGCGUUGGAGCAGGAAUAGAUUCAUAUUAUGAAUAUUUAUUAAAAGCCUAUGUCUUGCUGGGAGAUGACAGUUUCCUGGAGAGGUUUAACACGCACUACGAUGCCAUAAUGAGAUACAUCAGCCAACCACCUCUUCUUCUUGAUGUUCAUAUUCACAAACCAAUGCUAAAUGCUCGGACCUGGAUGGAUUCUCUGCUGGCUUUCUUCCCUGGGUUGCAGGUGUUGAAGGGCGACAUUAGACCUGCAAUUGAAACUCAUGAGAUGCUGUAUCAGGUUAUAAAAAAGCAUAACUUCCUUCCAGAGGCAUUCACAACAGACUUCAGAGUUCACUGGGCACAGCACCCUCUAAGGCCUGAAUUUGCUGAAAGCACUUACUUCUUGUAUAAGGCUACUGGAGACCCUUACUAUCUAGAAGUAGGAAAAACCCUCAUUGAAAACUUGAACAAGUAUGCAAGAGUUCCUUGUGGGUUUGCUGCAAUGAAGGAUGUCCGAACGGGAAGUCACGAAGACAGAAUGGACUCGUUCUUUCUGGCUGAGAUGUUUAAAUACCUGUACCUGCUGUUUGCUGAUAAGGAGGACAUGAUUUUCGACAUUGAAGAUUACAUCUUCACUACAGAAGCUCAUCUAUUGCCACUUUGGCUUUCCACUACAAACCAAACCACCUCCAAAAAAAACACAACCACGGAGUACACAGAGCUGGACGACAGCAACUUCGACUGGACCUGUCCCAACACCCAGAUCCUUUUCCCCAAUGACCCCAUGUUUGCCCAGAGCAUCCGGGAACCUCUGAAAAAUGUGGUGGAUAAGAGCUGUCCCAGGGGCAUUUCCAGAGCAGAAGAGAGUUUGGGAAGUGGACCAAAACCACCGUUGAGAGCCAGAGAUUUCAUGGCCAGUAAUCCUGAGCACUUGGAAAUACUGAAGAAGAUGGGAGUCAGUUUGAUCCAUCUGAAGGAUGGACGAGUGCAAUUAGUGCAGCAUGCAGUGCAAGCAGCGAGUUCCCUGGAUGCCGAGGACGGCUUACGGUUCAUGCAGGAGAUGAUUGAACUCUCCAGUCAGCAGCAGAAGGAGCAGCAGCUCCCUCCUCGUGCUGUGCAGAUCGUUUCCCAUCCCUUCUUUGGCAGGGUGGUCUUGACUGCUGGCCCAGCACAGUUUGGGAUGGACUUAUCCAAACACAAAGCCGGGACAAGAGGAUUUGUUGCAACCAUUAAGCCAUAUAAUGGAUGCUCUGAGAUCACUAAUCCUGAGGCAGUGAAAGACAAAAUUGCUCUGAUGCAGAGAGGCCAAUGUAUGUUUGCUGAAAAAGCACGAAACAUUCAGAAAGCUGGAGCCAUAGGAGGCAUUGUUAUUGAUGACAACGAGGGCAGCAGCAGUGACACAGCUCCUCUUUUCCAAAUGGCCGGGGAUGGAAAGAACACAGAUGAUAUCACAAUUCCCAUGCUCUUCCUCUUCAACAAGGAAGGAAACAUUAUCCUGGAUGCAAUCCGGGAGUACGAGGCUGUGGAGGUGCUCCUGUCUGAUAAAGCAAAAGACAGAGCAACAAUCUUUAAAGGUAAAAUGAUUCCAAACUACAUUAUUGAUAGCAACUUGGAAAUGGAGAAUAUGGACCAGAAAUUAACUGAAAACGAUUCCCAUAAACAGAACUCAGAGGAAGCUGCUUCAGGACCUCAGGAUGUUGGUGCAGCCAGCGAGGAGCCCGAGGAAGGAGAGAGCUCAGAUGUUGCUGACCCUGGUUCUUUAUCUCCUGCUAACGCAGACAGUGCCAGUGUUCCCACUUCCCAUCAGGAUUCCUACGUCCCUGGAACCGAGGAGGCCGGUGCUCCAGAGCCAGCAUGUACAUCAGGGGAUAACCAGCCUCAGGAACAAAAGACUGAGACGGAGGCAGAUUCCAAAGUUAACUGGGAUAAUAAAGUCACACCUAUGGAAUCCAUAUUAGCAGACUGGAACGAAGAUAUAGAAGCAUUUGAAAUGAUGGAAAAGGAUGAGCUAUGACUUGUAAUAGAGUAACUUAUUUGUUAAUAAACAAAUGGAGACCUCUUUGGGUAGGAGUGAGGCCCUGAUAAUCCAAGCAAACAUAUUCAGUAUUGUGAUGAGCAGCCAGGUGUCCCCCCAGGGGGGACACCACGGAGAUCCCGCACGCAAAACUUUGUAUUGUUUUAAUUCCUCCUGGUUACAAAUGGCAACGGUGCAAUCCAAGCCUCUGGGUGGCCCCACAGCUGGGGCUGGAGCCCAGGCAGGGAAGGAGCCCGAUUCCUGCGUCCCAGGCUCCGGGAGGACGCGCUCCCUCGGGGCCCUGGGAAGCAGGAGCCGAGCAGGGUGGGGUGAGAAACCACCGAGGGUUAUCGAUGGCAGCCCCGAGAGCCCCCCCGGUGUCCUGCUGGAGCCCUUCCCAGUUGAAACCCCGGGGUGACAGCAGCAGGGGAAUUGUUGCCAGUUGUCCUGUCUUUAAGGCACAGCUGGGAGCGGUUUGGUUUUGUCCUGACAUAUCAGACCCGCUAGAGUUGCUCAUCACCUCGUUCCACCAGGAACCGGAACGAUGACGUGGGGAGUUUUCCCCCCUGCUCCCGUCCAGACCAAAGGCACUGUGUGAGCAGGUUCCACCAGCCGUGGGGCCCACCAGGAAGAGAUGAGGGAAGGUCAUGCUCGAGGCUGAGGUGAAGUUGAGUCCCAGGUAUUUCCUUUGGCCUCCCAGACUGAAAAACUCCAGUCUGCCCUGAGCUAAGGCGCUGACAUGGAGAGGGCACAGAGCUACAUCAGCCGUAACAAAUCCUUCCUUUUUCUACCAGUUUGACUUCUAACAGCUUGACUUUGUUGUCGUUCUUUUUAUAUGCAACUUCUGUAUGUGUGAUGUUUGAGGCAGGGAGGCCAGUGCCAGUAGGGAAGUGCAACAAUUUGUGCUGUUGGGUCGAUAGUUCAGAGCCCAGGGAUGUUACUCUGGGCUCUGGAGUUUGUUACAGGUAAGUGUGAGUCCUGAUUUGUUAUCCCCCAUUGUGAAAAACUAUUUAAAUAAAAAUGGGGAAGUUUAAACAACCUAGAGACAUUUUUUGACUGUGUCCAAAGAAACUGCCAAAAACUAAUUAACUUGAUUUAUAUAAACUGCUUUUAGUGACUUGUGGUUUAAGGAAUUGUUUUAUAUUAAAGACUAAAUGAACACUGCCUAUAUGCUGCACCAGGCUAAAAAAUGAAGGGUUACAUUCGUGGUUACAAUGGAAUAAACAAAAAAAAAGAAAGCCCCACUCUGAACUGCACCUUUGAUUUUAGCUGGUGAAAUUACAUGUGCUGAAUAUGCAACUGUUAAUUAGCACAGCCAUACUGUAUGUAUUUAUACUCCUGUACAGUGAGCAGAGCAAUCCCAGGCAAUGUUGUAUCCAUGUAUCCAAGCCACACUUGCUUUCAAGGAGUCUCCCAAUGCACAGGCACCUUCUGGGAGCACGGCAGCCCAUCCAGGUAUCAUCCAUAACUUCACGUCUCUAGGGCAGGAGGGAGCUGAGGAGGAGCAGUGAAUAAGUGGCCUUUGAAAUUUUAAAUGUAGUUCUAAUUCCUUUUUGCACAAAAAACUGGAGGUUUGGACUGGUGAGCAGGGCUUGAAGCGGCUGGGGUUUGUUUUUAUUUAUGUUUUUAGUUACAGCAGUUUCUUCAUGUGAAGCAUUUGACCAGGGGAGCCUUGUAAGUGUCCUUGGUUCCCUGGAGCCCUGCAAGUGCCUGGGCUCGAAGGGACCUGACCACAAUCAAACCCAUCAGGUGUUCUCCCCUCGGAUAAUUCCUCUGAUCUGUCAGUGCUCAGUGCCACAAAGGAGCAUUUCUGUUCCCAUGCUCUUUGACAUGGGCAUCAUCUUCAUUCUUUUGGUAGCUCUUUUGGUGACAAUAGUUAUUUUUAUAUCUCAGAGGCCUCUGGUCAAUACAGCAGCUCAAGCUUUUCUUUUUUUUGACUUGCUGAUUUAGCUGUAGAUGUCAAAUUUGAUGAAAAUAUUAACUUCCCUUGCCAUCACCAGCUCCUUUUUAUUUAACUGCUUUCUCCACACCUAUUGCUGAAGCAGCAGACAUUACCUUUUGAGGGAUUUCCAGUGAUCCCAGAGCUCCAUGUGGAUUUGAUGCAGCGUUUUGGGGGUGGCCUACCUCAGAUAUAACUGUUGCCUCCUUCCUUGUGGGUUGGUGUUUUCCUUGUUUCAGUUUCUACUUUCCCGUUGAAACCAUCAUGAGAGCCAUAGCUUUGUUUACAGAACUGAAUCAGGGAAGGUUGACCUUUUGGGAAAGAGGAUGAAAUUUGGAAAGAGUUUUAUUCAGGUUAUUUUUCACUUUGUAUUUCCUUACAAGGACACAGGCUUUAGUUUAAAUUGUUCAUAUCAGCCUGGAAAUAAGUCAGCUUUCUGUUACUGUCAUCUUAAAAAGCAAAAAGAAUGUAUUCAUUAAAAAAAAAAAACACAACCUUUUGGAGAGGGGAGCAGAUACUCUUCCCAAAAUCUUGGAAGCCUGCUCCCUUCCAAAGGAAUGUUGCUAGUACAUCAUUAAUCAGUAACUGCCCUUGUGUAUAGCACUGUACAUUUAUUUGUAUGGGAUUGAACACUGAAGAAUUCAGGAAUCACAGCUGAAACUAGCACUUAUUUUCCAUGCCAUGUGAUUCAGAUCAGCCAAUUAAUUUCUUAUUUGAUCUUAAAGGAAUCUUAAUUGUUUACAUUUAUUUUUUUUUUCUUAAUGAAGUUUCGGAACGAGCCCAGCUUUGGUUCUCCUCCUCCUGCCAGUGCACCUGAACAGGCACCAGUGAGUGUGUGUUGAGAGGUUGAAAAAAUGGGACAUCUUAUGCAACAGGCAUCAGUCAGACCACAGGAAACAAACCAUUCUGUGAAUGAAGCAUUGUACGUUUAGAUUUUAUAAGAUUUUUCGGUUUCUUCUUUUUUUUUUUUUCUUCUUUUUAAGCCAGCCCAAUUUACAGCCGUAUAUUUUCUUAUGAAAGAUGUCUAAUAACAGGUGCUGUAACACUGUUGUUGGGUUUUACUCUCUGGUGAUAAAAGUGUACACAAUAUUUCUAAGGGCAACUAUGUACUGUGAUGUAAAAGCCUGGGCUAAAAUGUACAUAAUCCGUGUACAUAAUUGUGUACUUGAUUAUAACUGCUGAUUGUAAAGAUUUAAUAAAAUGUAAAUAUUCUGGCCAA
Myiozetetes cayanensis is the source of this 6031-nucleotide messenger RNA. It is a transcript of the gene EDEM3, whose product is annotated as ER degradation enhancing alpha-mannosidase like protein 3. NCBI's taxonomy places the organism in Eukaryota, Metazoa, Chordata, Aves, Passeriformes, Tyrannidae. The coding region runs from base 24 to 2873 and encodes 949 amino acids. The transcript is spliced from 21 exons. The record is from RefSeq and is a predicted model, not a curated record. Gene Ontology annotation, cellular component: endoplasmic reticulum; membrane. Gene Ontology annotation, molecular function: calcium ion binding; mannosyl-oligosaccharide 1,2-alpha-mannosidase activity. Gene Ontology annotation, biological process: carbohydrate metabolic process; mannose trimming involved in glycoprotein ERAD pathway; endoplasmic reticulum mannose trimming.